Messenger RNA from Sporisorium graminicola, 1251 nucleotides. RefSeq lists its product as uncharacterized. The record is from RefSeq and is a predicted model, not a curated record. Bases 1 to 1251 code for a protein of 416 amino acids. NCBI's taxonomy places the organism in Eukaryota, Fungi, Basidiomycota, Ustilaginomycetes, Ustilaginales, Ustilaginaceae. The transcript is spliced from 2 exons.
AUGUUGACAGCACAGGAGCCAAGUGCAGGACCCUUGACCCUGGACGACUCUGCCUUGGACAAUGCACCGCUCCCAGAUACACCACCCAAGGUGGACGGCACCGGCAUCAAGGCGCUCCUGGACGGCUUCACCAACAUGUGCUCCCUCUGCUACCUCUUCUGCCGCCAGCACACGUGUCACGGUUCAAAGGGGUUUCACCACCGCUUCCAAGACUGCAAUUGCUGGAAGAUGCUGCCAAGAAACCACGGUGAGCGGAUCAAUGGCUUUUUGGAGGAUUUUGGCGGGACGGUCGCGACCGUGUCCACUACAAACGGCCGCUGGCCUAGGGCUAGGGCUAGGGCUAAGAAUCCCGCCGUUCUCUUCAUAAGAAAAAUCUUGCCCUCGGUCGGCAAAGCAGCUUCAGCCGCAUCAGGUAGGACCGACUUCUUUGCAGGCACGCAUCAGCUGCCCACCCCUUUCACUGCGCUGCCCCUUGACGUGCAUCCGACGCCCGAGGACGCCAUCAAGCUCAGCCAAGACAUCAAGGCAGGCAGAUGCUCCCUCCAAAGUCUCAACCUCCACAUCCCCAAGCUGGGCCGCCCACUCUGGAACGACCACAUCCUUUACCGAGACGAACACCACCUGCUGCGCUGCCGUGCCAUUGCCAGCAAGCUCGUCGGGGGUUCUUCGUGGCGCUGGCCGUCCAAGCUCCCUGAUCUCGAUGUCAACUUGGACGACGGCACGUUUCAGGGCAUCAUGGCUUUGGUCCUGCAGCGGGUGCCCAUGGGCCGCUCGUGCGCCAUGGAGCAAAUGCCGUGGCACGAAUUUGUCAAAAGGCAGAUCUCGUACAACCUCCGUUACCUCGAAAAGGUUCAUCCUUACCCCGACGUCAUCAAAUCGCACGUCGUGAGCGAGCCUCCGCUCAGCGUAGCCGCCGCCUGGUCCUUUCGACACGAGCCAAGCAAGAUCGCCCUCAAGUGGUCGACUGCCAUCAUGACUCUAGCUUUCGCCCGCACCUCGGUCGGCCUGGACAUAGGUCUGGAGGGCAAAGAAGGCGUUCAACUCGUAUGCAGCAUGGCUGCCGACUUUGCCGCUGGCCAGUUGUAUCAGCAUGCCUUUGCCAACUUUGGUUCUGACGACAACAAUUCUGCAAGGUACGAGUGCAGCAUGGGCCUCGUCUGGUUCGAUCAAUGGCUCGACAUCUUGAUCGGCAGCAAGUACGACCCACGGCUGCCGAGACGGCCAGUGGCUCAACUUCAAGCAUGUCGCUAA